AGGCACAACUAUAACUAAACAUACAGUAUAUAGGCUACUGUUGUAACUGUAUAGUUUGUCAUCCAUGUAAUGUAAUAUAACGCUUCUUUGAAAUACAAGCCAUACAAAUUCGGGGGCGCACUUCAACGCUCACUAUGUGAUGGCCAAAAGGUUAUUGCUUGAAGUAAUAUACUGGAAAAAUGCUCAGCCACCUGUCCAAUUCUCUCCGGUAGACUGACUACACGCUGUCAAGUCAAUCCGGCAACAAACAGGAGUGAUUGGAGACCACAAGUAUCAUUAUUUUUUACCCAAUACCUAGACAAUAUGCUAACGUCACCUGUAGACGACUCGAACAUUUUGUUACACUUGUUAAAUUAUAGUACAUUCUGCUUCUGUUUAGUGUCUAAAAUCCCGUCGAUUGUUCUCGUAGCAAGAGCGAAGUCUUCCAAGGGAUUCAGCCUGAAGGGCUUGCUGUUGGAGUUGACUGGAUAUGUCGUGUUUGUCACCUACCAGAUUCACCAUGCUGCACCAUCUUCCACGUUCCUGGAGUACCCGAUACUCAUUGCCCAAGACACCGUCCUGCUUCUGCUCAUCCUCUAUUACAAUGGGAAAGCCAAGCACAGCUUGAUCUACAUUGCACUAUUUGUAGGGGGAUGGAAACUUGUCACACUACAAGAUUGGAUCAUUGAUCUGGCUAUGAGCCUCUGUACCUUAAUCAGUGCCAGCAGUAAGUUUGCCUCUGCCCAGUGCCUGUACCAGUCCAAGGACUCCUCCGGGGUCAGUGCCCUCGCCUGGAGCAUAUCCUGCUACACCUGCUUGGCGAGGAUGUUCACUACAAUUAUGACAACAGCAGACAUACAAGUUCUCACCCGGUUCGCGGUCUUGUCAUCGCUCAAUGGAUUUGUGCUGGCCAUGAUAUUCCACUACAGAAGAGAUGUCAAAAAGGUGGAAUGAGCUUUGGAGAUGAGUCUGUCAGUCACCUGAGUCAUAUUCUUCACGCAGCAAACAGAAGAACAGAAUGACACAUGGAGGGACUAACUGGACUUAAAACUGGACUGUCCUAUAAAGAAAACUAGCAUUUUCACAUGCAAAAUGUCUGACUUGUGAAACCACAAACAAGGUCUUAUCCACUGGUCUUUUGGUCCCAGAACAUGGUAUUGAAGCAACCCGUAGGAAGAAAAAGUCUUAAAUUCUCCAAAAUGAUGAGCAAUACAAGUAAAACACAUAAUAAAGAAUAUUCACUGUCUUAUCGAGUACAGUAUUUAUUCUGAUUUUUUCCAACAAGCCAUGUAGUAGACGGGCAGUGAUAUAGAACAUAAAUUGAAUAUAUUGUUCCAGUUCUGUCUGAUGGUCAGCAUUGUUUACUGAAGCCUGAAAACUGAUGACGAGAAACUCCGGGGGUGAAGUAUUCUCUAGGUACAGAUCUAGGAAUAGUUUCCCCUCCCCCAAUCCUAACCAUUAGUGGGGUAAAUACAAAACUGACCCAGGAUCAGCGUCCAUUGGGGCAACUGUGGAAGAAUAUUCCCACAUUGUACUUCAUGGUUCACCUUAUUCGGUCAUAAAGACAAACACUUUAGCUUGUUUCCAGAUCCAUUUGUGCCGUUUUGCCCCUUUGGUUGGUGUUGUUGACAAAACAGCACAAACAGAGCUGGGACUAGGCUACAAACACUUUACUCUGAUAAUGUAACAUGAUUUGAAUGAAGUAAUACACUCAUCUAAGUAUCAAUUGUAGACUAAACUCAGAUUUCACACUUUAAAUUAUAUGUUUUAUACAUAGCCUAUCUUGUAACA
Oncorhynchus keta (chum salmon) is the source of this 1770-nucleotide messenger RNA. RefSeq names its product solute carrier family 66 member 3-like. NCBI's taxonomy places the organism in Eukaryota, Metazoa, Chordata, Actinopteri, Salmoniformes, Salmonidae. The coding region runs from base 304 to 933 and encodes 209 amino acids. The transcript has 7 exons. The record is from RefSeq and is a predicted model, not a curated record.